AUGGCCCACCAGGUUGCGAAAGCGCUGCGCUGGCAGCGUUCCUCGGGACACUCCGUAUCCGAACGAGCCGGUGUAAAGCGUCCCGCGCCUGCGGCGGCGGCCGUGGAUCCAUCUUCCGUGUCUCGAUACGCCAUUACCUUCGGUGAGACGGCCGUGCUGCACAUAGGUGGCGAAGAGGUUGGUUCGAGGCGCAGCUCUGGCUUCACGGUGCCUGAGCUCCGCCUGCUGGCCGAAAAGCUGUCAAAAGAGGGCGUCGAGACGGAGAUCGUCGACCUCUCUCAGGCGCUACCCAAGAAGCUGCGCAAGGAUAACGAGGCGGCAACGCUCGUGAUCCGCAACGGGGCUUCCGUGCUCCUCCGAGAUGAGGAUGCAGCUGCGUCCUUGCUUCGCGAACAGGAGGAUCUCAGCUACGACUCCCAGUACUGGGAUGCACGCCGCGGCCGGACUCUCACGAAGAGAGCCCGCCACAACCUGGUCUUCGGUGAGGAGGCGGCAACACCCUCAGAGGAUUUCAAGCAGUACAGCGUCAAAGCUUUCCGAGACCUUCCCCACCUUGCCAAGCUCCGCGCUGCUUUGCCCGAAAGGCUUGGUGAGAAGGCCCUUGGACUCUUUGCGGAAGGGAACCAUUAUUUCGAGACUUCCUCGGGCAUUGGCUUUCAUGGCGACAGCGAGCGGAAGAUCGUGAUCUGCCUGAGCCUGGGUGCGAGUUCCAUGUUGCGUUACUGCUGGAGGAUGCCGGGAUCUUCUGAGAACGUGGGGCAGGUGGACAUCGCAGUUCACCACGGCGAUGUUUAUGUGAUGUCCGAAAAAGCGACCGGAUUUGACUGGCGCUGCCGCUCGAAAGUUCGGGUUGUCCAUGCAGCGGGAGCUGAGAAGUACAUCGGCUCUUAG
Symbiodinium sp. CCMP2592 is the source of this 891-nucleotide messenger RNA. The record is from the annotation of a GenBank genome assembly. NCBI's taxonomy places the organism in Eukaryota, Dinophyceae, Suessiales, Symbiodiniaceae.